Molecule: messenger RNA, 516 nt
Organism: Telopea speciosissima
Lineage: Eukaryota; Viridiplantae; Streptophyta; Magnoliopsida; Proteales; Proteaceae
Exons: 1
Coding region: 1-516 (171 amino acids)
Source: RefSeq, a predicted model, not a curated record
AUGGUGACUGAGUUCAGAAAGUUGUGCCCCUUGGCAUUUAAGGGUACCUCUGCAAACCCUAUUGUAGCAGAGGGAUGGCUUAGGGAACUGGAGAAGAACUUCGAGUUACUUCAGUGUUCGGAUGAGCAGAAGGUGGCAUGUGCCACCUACAUGUUGCAAGGAGAGGCUGACUUGUGGUGGCAGACCACAAAGCGUGUUCUGGAGGGUGUUACUUGGGCCCAGUUCUUAGAGCUAUUUCGAGAGAAGUAUUUUCCUAUUACUGUUCAGCGAGCAAAGGCAGCAGAGUUCAUUAAGUUGCAGCAAGGAAGCAUGACAGUGAUAGAAUAUGAGAAGAAAUUUGAGGAGUUAUCUCGUUAUGCACCACACCUUGUGGCCACGGAUGUUGACAAGGUAAGAUUAUUUGAGAGUGGCCUUAAUGAUGGAAUUCAGAGAAUGGUGACAGCUUUGGAGCUUAACACAUAUGCUGAAGCUGUGAGGAGAGCCCUGUUAUAUGAAGGGCCAGCAAAAGGAACCUAG